This is a messenger RNA of Postia placenta MAD-698-R-SB12, 198 nucleotides long. RefSeq lists its product as hypothetical. The record is from RefSeq and is a predicted model, not a curated record. Lineage: Eukaryota; Fungi; Basidiomycota; Agaricomycetes; Polyporales; Adustoporiaceae. The transcript has a single exon. The annotation marks the transcript as partial.
GUGCUCCCGCAGCUGUUCGCCGGCCGCGCCCCACGCCUCGAGCGCCUCACCCUCCGCGGCGUCGCGUUCUGGCCCGGCAAUGACUUCACGGGCCUCACCCACCUCGGCCUGUACGACCAGCCGCCCACCGCGCGCCCCACGCUGGCCGCCUUCCUCGACCUCCUCACAGCCUGCCCGCGCCUCGAGCAGCUCGCGCUC